AUGUUAGAUAACUAAUUAAGAUCUCGCAAACUAUAAAUUUCAAUGAUAAUUUCUUUGCUAUUUCAAUUUAUAAGGAUGAUAAUAUAAUAUUAGGAUUUUGGAAAUCAAUUUGUUAAAUUUUUGAUGAUUAAUUUGCUUGUUUAGAUAUCAAUAGAAUUAUUAUGUUUUAAAAAGACAAGGUUUUUUUAAACAGAAUUAUAAUUAGCUCUUAUAUUAAUGGAUAUAAUUUUAUUUUAGGUAGAAUCAUUUAUGUAUGGUAUAGAGAAUGUUUAUCAAAAUUAUUUUUAUAUUGUUAUUGUUCACAAUUAUACUAAUCUUUAGAUCAACAUGGCAAAUAGUAAAAUAUGGAAAGCUAUUAUGAUUUUUUUUUAAAUAAUACUUCUUUUGAGUUUUUCAUAUUAAUUGAAUUUAAAUAGUAACUAAUAUCAUGAAUUUAAUUCAUUAUACGUAAUUAAUGCAAAUAAUAAAUUAUAUUUGCUACUUUUAUUAUGGUUACUCCCUUAAAAAAAUAUCAUUUAGGAGGGAAAGCCUAAUUAAUCUAGCAUGAAGGGAUAUUAAGAUACAGCAGUUGAGGCAUUAUAAAAUACAACUUUUCGUUAAUCUUUACAUUAAAUAAAUCCAAAAAGAACUAUAAUUAGAGAUUUAAGUUUUAUAAGUACAGAUAAAUAAUAAAAGAUUAAGAUUAAUGAAACUCUAUCUCCAAUAGAUUAUUGUUCAUUAUUUGAUGUUCUUUCUGAAGGUGUUAUAAUAGUUUAAUUCGAAAAAAUAGAUAAUAAUAGUAAUUCAAAACCUAAAAUUGAAUAUUAAAAUUAAAUUAGCAAAAAGAUUUUUCAAAAAAAUAAUCAUGAUUUAUUAAUGCUUUUUGAAACGUUAUCUUGUGAGAUUUUAAUGGAUGAAUCACCACUUCAAUCAAGAGAUUCUUUGUUUUCACUAUAAAGUCUUAAUUAACAAUAAAUAAAAUACUUUAAAUCUUCUAAGUUGAAUUUUUUUAAACAUUUUUCCUAAGAUUAACAAAUGACUUUAAGAAACACAGAAUAAAGUCAAUCUCCAAGAUUUAGAUCAUUGACUAGUUAAGUAUUAUUACCUAAAUGAUUUAGCUUAACACUGUAUAUAAAUGUUUGUUAUACGUAUAUGGCACAAAAAGAUUUAGAAGAGAAACUACUGAUAAUAUGAAUAUGCUUGUUGUUGAAACAAGCUUUGAAAUUGAAAAUUAAAAAAGAUCAAUUGAAAUAAGUAUAUCUAUAGGCAAUGAAGAUUUAUUAUUCAUAAUUGCUAGAGAUGUUAUACAUAGAAAGAACAUUAAAGAACUACUUCAAAUUAAUUAAUCAAAAUCUAAAACAUUAUCUUUUGUAAGUCAUGAAUUUAGAUCUCCAUUAAAUGUAGUUAUAAAUAUAUUGAGCAGACUUAAAGAAUAAUUAAAUAAUUAUGAUUAUAUAUGUUAGAAUAUAUCAAUUGUUUUGGAGAAUUGUUAUUACAUGUUAAAUUUAGCUAAUGAUUUACUUGAUUUGGCUUAAAUAAAAGCAGAUUAAUUCAGUUUAGUCUAAAAAACCUUUAAUUUAACUUAAUUAGGAGAAGAGUGUCUUUUAAUGUUUAAACUUUAAGCUGAAUUAAAAAAUAUAAAAUUAACAGUUAUUUCAAAUGUUAAAUGUUUAUAAAUUAGAACAGAUAGAAAUAGACUUAAAUAGAUCUUAGUAAAUCUUAUUGCAAAUGCUAUUAAAUUUACAUAAAAAGGAGCUAUCUCAAUUAAGUUUGUAUAAUAAGGAUUAUUAGUAAAUGCUGGAGUAGAGGAUACAGGAGUUGGAAUAUCAUAACAUAAUUUAGCUAAGCUUUUUAAAGCUUUUGGUAAGAUUAAAGAAGGACUUUCUGAGAAUUUAAAUGAAUAAGGCGUUGGAUUAGGUUUGUUAAUAAGUAAUAAAUUAGCUUAAUAAUUAUCAUAUGAUAAUUCUGGAUUGAAAGUUAUAUCUUAAGAUACAUCUUAGGCAAAACAUGGUUCUUACUUUUAUUUAACUUUAAAAAUUCAAUAAUUACAUCAUAAAUGUCCUUUAAUUAAAACAGAAUAAGUUCAUUUGGAUGAUGAUUAUUCUCCACCCUUAAAUGAAAUUUAUUUUAAUAGUAAAGGAUCUUAAUAAUAAUAAUAUUAAAUAGUUAUUAAUAGUGAUAAUUAAAGUUUUUAAGAAUCUAUUAUAGUUAAUGAUUUAAUUUAAGAAAACAUUAUAGGAUGUAAACAUAUUUUGAUAGUUGAUGAUAAUGUAUUUAAUUAAGAAAUAUUGGAAAUGCAAAUAAAAUAAUUGUAAUAAAAUAAUAUAAAUAUCUAAAAUAGUACUAAUACCUAAAUAGAUAAAGCCUUUAAUGGAACUGAUGCACUAGAAAAUAUUAGAUCCAAAAAAUGUUCAGAAUCUUGUUAAGGUUAUGCAGCUAUAUUUAUGGAUAUGGAAAUGCCAGGAUUAAAUGGUAUGCAAACUUCAACUCUAAUUUUAAAAUCAAAUAAAUAAAUGAAAAUAUUUAUCACCUCUGGGUAUGAUGAAAAUAAACUAAAAGAACAAAGUUUAAAAAUAGGAAUCCAAGAAUUUAUAGUUAAACCAAUUUCUAAAUAAACUAUUUAAAGAGUGAUUAAAUAGUAUAGCCUAUGA
This is a messenger RNA of Paramecium primaurelia, 2630 nucleotides long. NCBI's taxonomy places the organism in Eukaryota, Ciliophora, Oligohymenophorea, Peniculida, Parameciidae. The record is from the annotation of a GenBank genome assembly.